AUGGAAUUACCGAUAUUAACUUCAAACUACGAGCACCGGAGUUCGUACUCUUCACCGAGCGACCCGCUGAAGAUGACCGACUCCUCUCUGAGUUCUCUGGGGGCCAAAGUUGUUGUUGCUUCGUCCAGCGAUGAAAACCACCCUCCAGAAAACAUCAUCGACGGAAACACUCAAUCGUUUUGGAUGUCCACCGGGUUGUUUCCUCAGGAGUUUAUCGUCCGCUUCUCUGAGCCCACGAGCAUUUCCGCGGUGACAGUGGACAGCCACAACGUCAAGCAGCUAAGGAUUGAAAAGAACACCUCACAAAAUGCCUCUCAGUUUGAGUUUGUCACAGAGAAAGACUUUGAACAUACAGAAGGGCAUCUUCAGUCAAACACUCUUUCACUGAAUGGAAGCAGCGCAAUCCACCUUCGUUUUAUCAUCACGACAGGAUAUGAUUACUUUGUUUCAGUUCACAGAGUCACUGUACAAAAUUGACACACUUGGUUAUUGUGAAUUAAAGCAGAUUUUUUUUUUAAAA
Molecule: messenger RNA, 520 nt
Organism: Hippoglossus stenolepis (Pacific halibut)
Lineage: Eukaryota; Metazoa; Chordata; Actinopteri; Pleuronectiformes; Pleuronectidae
Gene: hspb11
Product: heat shock protein family B (small) member 11
Exons: 5
Coding region: 1-477 (158 amino acids)
Biological process (GO): intraciliary transport
Cellular component (GO): cilium; centrosome; intraciliary transport particle B
Source: RefSeq, a predicted model, not a curated record